UGAAAAACAUCGCUGUUGGAGGACGUUCUGUGUGUAACCGCCGUCGGUCCCUUGGUCUACGUGUUUUGCGCAAUUUUAACGGUAUUCAGAUUAUUCGAUUUCAAUUUUUUUCUUUACGACUAGUUGUUCCAAUUCAUUUAUUUCUUUCAUAACACUUUAAAUAAUGUCUUAAGUCUCAUUUACGUGAUCGAAAGUCCAUAUUAAAUGGAUUUUUUUACACAAUAACGUUAAAUUACUGGUUUUCACAUUAAAUUUCUAAUGUAACCUGUUGCGAUAAAAACACAAGCAGGACUUCAUCAGAGAAGCAGCCAUCAUGUUUCGAAACCGAAAAUUUCAAGUGCUAUGGAUACUCUACUUUUUCGUCUAUAACGUUUUUUGUCUGAAGUUGACUGAACUCAAGAUUGAGCAACAUACUUUGGUUGGCAACAGCACACGACUAGAAUGUAAAUUUGACUUGCAGGGCGAAAAACUCUAUGCAGUCAAAUGGUACAAGGAUGGCGACGAAUUUUACAGAUACUUGCCGGGAGAGACUCCACAAGUUCAAGUGUUUGAAAUGACUGGAGUACACGUGGACGAAAUGGAAUCAACCGCGGGUACUGUUGUUUUAAGGCCUUUAGAGUUAUCGAGUAGUGGCAGAUACCGUUGUGAAGUUUCGGCCGAAGCGCCAUUUUUCCAAACAGUCACGGACCAUAGUUCAAUGCUAACAGUUGCUCCUCCUGAAGAAGGACCUCGUAUAAGUGGUGGACAAGAUAAAUACAAACCAGGAGAUAUCGUAGACGUUAACUGUACAUCCGGCAGAUCAAAACCGGCAGUCCAAUUAGCAUGGUACAUAAAUGGUGAACAGGUGAAUUCUUCUCACUUGAGAGGCCCAUACACGGAGUACGUUGGCCGCGAAGGUCUGAUGGUUACGACGUUAGGCCUACGAUUUGUGGUUGGUUUACAACACUUCCGCAAUCCAGCCCAUCAAAUCCGUAGACAUGAUAGAGACAUGAGAUUGAAGUGUGUGGCUACAUUAGGUACAGUCUACUGGAAGUCGAAAGAACAAAGUGCAGCGGCUCAUAGGCCUCGCUUUGGGGCUUCUCCACCAACCCAAGACGAUGGCACGUUAGACGGCCAAGAUGCCGACUCUAGGGCUGAUCCAGUUCAUGCUUCAAGCAGAUCAGUUACUAUUCAUAUCGCUCAACUAUUUGGAAUCAAUAAAAAAACUAUACUUUUGACGAUGUUUUUACUAGUUGUACUAUACCGGUAGCAACUAACCGGAAUAGUGUAAUCUAAGUCAGAUGAAAAAAUACUCAAAAAUAACAUAAUUAUGUUUCCUGUUUCUUCGUGAAUAUUUAUGAUAAGAAUAUCUGUUUGUAUAUUGAAAAAUCAGCUUAAAACAUGUGUAUUAUACUUAAAAAAAAAUUGUAAAGUAACAAUUAAAAAUCGAGUUUCUUUUGUUAUAAUUUAUUGUUUAUGUAUUUAAAAGUAUGAAACAUUUUUUUUCUUUUAUAAAAUAUUGUUAUACUAUUUAAUUGUAAAUAGUCUUUAUUGAUUUUAUAAUUCUAUUUGUAAUGUGUUAUUUCAAGUUUUAAAUCAAUGAUAUAUACAUUAUUGAAUAUUCAGUAUUAAUAUUUUUCUUGGAAAAGCUUUUCAACAUUGUCAUAAGUACCAUUUUGUAAGUAAUGUUUAUUUUAAGUAUGUUAUGUUAUUUACAAUGAAAAGAAUACUCGAUCCUUCUGCACCAUUUACAAUUAUGACAUAGUUAAAAUAUUUAUAUUGUGUAUAAACCUACUUAAUGCCAAGAAUAUCCCAUUUGCUCUGAUGUUUGUUUAAGAAAAAUCAUCAAUUGUACAUAAAAAUACUUUGUUAUAAUUUUAAAAUUUGCUAGUCACUGCUUAAGAAUAUGCUAACAAUAUUAUAACUAAGAAUUAUUAUAUUAUCUUUAAAACAAAAAUAAAUAAAUAUAUUGUGUCUAAA
Messenger RNA from Daktulosphaira vitifoliae (grape phylloxera), 1959 nucleotides. RefSeq lists its product as uncharacterized. The transcript has 6 exons. Lineage: Eukaryota; Metazoa; Arthropoda; Insecta; Hemiptera; Phylloxeridae. The record is from RefSeq and is a predicted model, not a curated record. The coding region runs from base 314 to 1249 and encodes 311 amino acids.